Salvia splendens (bonfire salvia) is the source of this 1768-nucleotide messenger RNA. Its product is annotated as endoglucanase 9. Bases 49 to 1572 code for a protein of 507 amino acids. Gene Ontology annotation, biological process: carbohydrate metabolic process. The transcript has 6 exons. Lineage: Eukaryota; Viridiplantae; Streptophyta; Magnoliopsida; Lamiales; Lamiaceae. Gene Ontology annotation, molecular function: hydrolase activity, hydrolyzing O-glycosyl compounds. The record is from RefSeq and is a predicted model, not a curated record.
CCCAUAUGUACAUAGUAGUAUAAACAAAAUGUCUAUAUAAAGCCAUGCAUGUCCCCAAUCAAAUUAAGCCAUAUAGGUAGAGCCUUUGUACUAGGAGAAUUAUCUUCAAGUACAAUGGCAAUGGCUCUUUCCCAAUUCCUACUUUUUGUCAUCUUGUUCAACAUCUGUCUCCUGUGCGUCCAAUGCAACCCUAAUUACCGAGAUGCCCUCGCCAAAUCCAUCAUCUUCUUCCAAGGCCAGAGGUCAGGCCGCCUCCCGCCUCAAGAAAUCAGCUGGAGACGCAGCUCUGGACUCUCCGACGGCAGCCUCGCUGGUGUGGACUUAACCGGAGGAUACUACGAUGCGGGCGACAACGUGAAGUUCAACCUUCCGAUGGCGUACACGACGACAAUGUUGUCAUGGAGCGUGAUUGAAUACGGGAAGAAGCUGGGCCCACAGGUGGCGGAGGCACGGGCAGCCAUCCGGUGGGCCACGGACUAUCUUCUCAAGUGCGCCCGUGCGACGCCGGGGCGACUCUAUGUGGGCGUUGGAGACCCCAAUGCCGACCACAAAUGCUGGGAGAGGCCGGAGGAUAUGGACACGGUGAGAACCGUGUACUAUGUCUCGGCCGGAAACCCGGGGUCGGACGUGGCCGGUGAAACGGCAGCGGCGCUGGCGGCGGCUUCCAUUGUGUUCAAGAAAGUGGAUCCCAGGUACUCGAGGCUGCUGCUGGCGACUGCUAAAAAUGUGAUGCAAUUUGCAAUGCAGCAUAGGGGCUCAUAUAGUGACUCUCUUGGCUCUGUUGUCUGCCCUUUCUAUUGCUCUUAUUCAGGCUACACGGAUGAGUUGCUUUGGGGAGCUGGCUGGCUGUUCAGAGCGACCAACCAGAUGUAUUACCUUAAUUUUUUGAAAUCAGUUGGCGGGAACGACGGCACCGACACUUUUAGCUGGGACAACAAGUAUGCCGGUGCUCGUGUGCUCCUAGCCAGGAGGAGUUUAGUCAACAAUGAUGAGACGUUUGGGGCAUAUAGACAACAAGCGGAGGAUUUCCUAUGCAGAAUUCUGCCUAAUUCCCCUUCCUCCACCACACAGUACACCAAAGGAGGUUUGAUGUACAAGAUGGGGUCAAGUAAUCUACAAUAUGUAACAUCCAUAACUUUCUUGCUCACAACUUACUCUAAAUACAUGGCUACGGCCAAGCACUCCUUCUCUUGUGGGAAUCUCCUCGUCACUUCUCGGACUCUGCGAAGUCUAGCCAAGAGACAGGUGGACUAUAUACUAGGAGAUAAUCCGAUGAGGAUGUCUUACAUGGUGGGCUACGGCCCCAAUUAUCCAAAGAGGAUUCACCACAGAGGAUCUUCACUGCCCUCCGUGGCCGCUCACCCCCAGAGGUUGGGCUGUGAGGCUGGAUUUCAGCCCUACUUCUACGGUUCGACCCCAAAUCCCAAUACGCUCAUAGGCGCCGUCGUUGGUGGGCCCAACCAAAAUGAUUUCUUCCCGGAUGAAAGAGGAGAUUAUAGUCAUUCUGAGCCUACUACUUAUAUCAAUGCUGCAUUAGUUGGGCCCUUGGCAUUCUUUGCUGGGAGGUCUUGAUCUCAUCAUACUCCUAUAUUAUUGUGUCACAACUUGCGAGUGUACAUAUGAAUUGCCAUGUAUGUUCGGGAAGUUAGGCAUUUGUCACCAGAUGUGAUGAUCACCUAAACACAUUUAGGUGCAGUUACAGUGUAUUGCAGAUCAUUACACAAAGCUCUCUUGAUUUGGUUUAAAUUUGAAUGGCUGAAUUGAUUAA